Molecule: messenger RNA, 737 nt
Organism: Acanthaster planci (crown-of-thorns starfish)
Lineage: Eukaryota; Metazoa; Echinodermata; Asteroidea; Valvatida; Acanthasteridae
Biological process (GO): hyaluronan metabolic process
Molecular function (GO): serine-type endopeptidase inhibitor activity
Source: RefSeq, a predicted model, not a curated record
UUGUUGUUCUCACAGAGAGUGCAGGCAGCACGCUAUAGUGGCGUGACCAGCGAACGUAGCUCGGGUAAGUUAUAUAAAGCUGCAAGGACCAUCCUUCAGCGUAGUGCUGACUGACAGUCGAGUCACUGGUCCCGCUCUCAGACCUUUUGUUAUCAGUGCGCUCGAAACAUCUGAAAACGUCAACAACUCGUGUUGCUUUUCAGAAUCUCCAAUCAUGAUCGCACGGUGUGUGCUCCCAGUUUUGGUGAUCCUCGCUGGCCUAUCAUGGUGCAGUGAUGCAGCACCAGCUCAACUAGCCAGUUCUUUCAUUGCAUCGCUGGGUGAACUAUCAAAGCGGGCCAAAAGAGAAUCACCACCAGUCCUGCCCAUCGAGGAUGUGCCCCUAAAGAUUCGAGAAAUGCAAGUGUCAUCAUCGGUGACAGCCCGCUUUACAAAGACGGUUGUGGAGUGCACUGUAGCCAAUGAUGCCCAUCAGAGUCAGGAAGUCAACUUUUACAUGGAACUCCCCAAAGAGGCCUUCAUAUCUGGAUUUCUGAUGUAAGUGGAAUAUCUUGCAGGACUUCCUUAAUAGUGAAACAUAAAAACGCUUGCUGAUGAUAGUGUUGAAGGCAGUGGGGUCAUGCAGUUGUGCUGUUCAGAGUCACUGUAAAUGCGGAGUUGAUAGUGUUAAUUGGCAUCGUACUGACAGUAGUUAUGACAACUAAGGGUGCUUUCUUGGGCAUUGGCAUCUUUGUCAG